AUGAAGAAUUUUUUAGUGAGAAUCAAAAAAAUGAAGAUAAACGACGUAGCGUCUCCUCUCGUUCGCGUAACACACCAUGAUCAAAUAUCGCCGGUCUGGGAGAACGAACACAACGUGCCUAUCUAUGGGAAACACGACGAGCUGUUCGGAACGUUCCACAUAAUUUUUUAUAAGAAAAUUUUUCUGUUCGAACAGAACAUUGGAUUUGUGGAGAUACGUAAUUCCAUGCUUAUCGCUGACACAGAAUUGUCCCUGGACAUAGUUGACAUAGGUUUUAUGAACACGUACAUCACAAUAAACUCAAAGUACAAGACAAUCGGGAAGAUACAGAUCGAAAUUCAGUCAAACGAUACCGAACACAAUGAUGUGAGACCGCCAAAACUAAAUAUCUUCACAAACGUGCUGUCCAAUAACAAAAUAUUUUUCUUGGCAGGUCUCAUUGUACCUCUUGUUCAUGGAUCUAACACAUGCAGAUUGAAAUGCCUGAAAGGAUUGUAUGUUUUAAUACGGAUGUAUUUGAAUGGCUGCAAAAACAAAGAAGAGUUUGUUGGUGCUAUUAGUGCAGUUGAUAGAAACAUUUCGAGUAACCAAGAAACCAAGAAGAAUAUGCUAUUCCAAGAAAUCACCAAAUCUGGAAUCGAUAGCGAUAAAAACACCAGAGCAAAAAAGAAAAACACAGUAAAAUACGUUAAUAACAGACACAAAAACAUCAAGGGACACACACAUUCGCCCAGUAAUUUGAAUAGCUAUAAGCUGAAAGACAUCAAUUUUUACAAAAAAUUGUACAUUUACUAUUACUUCGCGGUAGCAACUUAUUCCAGUCCUUUAGUGUUGUUUCAAAUCAAACCGCAAAUCAAGGUGGUAACAAAUGCGGAUGCGAAUAAAAAUAAUAUCGGUUUGGAGACUAAUGCAAGAACAAAUUUAGAUACACAGAAAUUCACAAAGAUAUUGGAUAAUUUUUUAUCAGAAAGCAUUCCGCAUGUCACAAUCAACAAUAUUUCUAAGUUGCGCGCCAAGAUAUUAUCCUUUUUAAAUAUCAAAGACAACAAUCUACUGGAAAUAAAACUGGAAGACUCGGUGCCACAUCUCAAGUUUAAACACAAGAACAAGCUAAUGGUAUCAUUUCGAGGCACAGAAUCAGCCGAUGAUAUUCUUGCAGAUGUAAGCUGUGAUUACGUCGAGUUUCUGGAUGGGUAUGCGCAUCGCGGUAUUCUUGAACUUGCCAAAAAAUUCUUGGAAAAGCAUGAAGCUGUGCUAGACCACUACAUGAAAACCUUGAAACUAAAAAAGAUUGUGUUCGUGGGACAUUCUUUGGGUGGUGCUAUAGCCUGCUUGGUUUCAAUUCUGCUGACCACAAAGAGUUACGCACAUCCAACGUCUGUAAUCUCCUUCUCAUCGCCGCCAUUUCUCUCAUAUAACCUUGCAAAAAGAUUUGACUCGAUAAGAAUCUUUGUCCUUGGCAGCGAUGUAUUUCCCAGAUUGUCGUAUGGAUCAGUCCUUGAUUUCAAGUAUUUGACUGCUGCCAUCGGAACAGCUGACAAUUUGAUAAAGGAAAAUGAUGCACAACAACUCCGAUUGUUUAUCAAAAAGAUUAAGAAACAUCUGAGGAAGUCGGAACUGCAUCCCAAACUUUUCCUUCCGGGUAAUAUAUACCAUAUGCAGGCUGACAAGCAUUAUUUAUACGUCAGCAAGGUUAAGCGCUCAUCUUUUGAUAGUAUCGUGGUAGAUGCUGACUUUUUUAAGGACCAUAUGCCCAGCGUUUUUCUUGGGAAGAUAAAAAACACGGUGGUGCGCCUGAUGAAGGACGGCAAGGAUACAAUCAAAUAGUUCAGUCAUAAUAUGAACGUAUAACACAGGUUGUUUAGUUCAAUAAAAUUUAUCGUGUAU
Messenger RNA from Vavraia culicis subsp. floridensis, 1887 nucleotides. RefSeq lists its product as uncharacterized. The record is from RefSeq and is a predicted model, not a curated record. Bases 1 to 1827 code for a protein of 608 amino acids. The transcript has a single exon. Lineage: Eukaryota; Fungi; Microsporidia; Pleistophoridae. Gene Ontology annotation, biological process: lipid metabolic process.